Molecule: messenger RNA, 2019 nt
Organism: Acinonyx jubatus (cheetah)
Lineage: Eukaryota; Metazoa; Chordata; Mammalia; Carnivora; Felidae
Gene: UTP11
Product: UTP11 small subunit processome component
Exons: 8
Coding region: 106-867 (253 amino acids)
Biological process (GO): rRNA processing
Cellular component (GO): nucleolus; small-subunit processome
Source: RefSeq, a predicted model, not a curated record
AAGCGUCUGGCGCCCUGGCCUACUUCCGGUAGGAUCGGGGUACUAGGCGGCUGAGGCGGUGCGGGGCUGGCGUUGUCUCCUGAGCUUUUCCAGGCGUGAGUAGCGAUGGCAGCGGCUUUUCGGAAGGCGGCUAAGUCCCGGCAGCGAGAACACCGAGAGCGAAGCCAGCCUGGCUUUCGAAAACAUCUGGGCCUGCUGGAAAAAAAGAAAGAUUACAAACUUCGCGCAGAUGACUACCGGAAAAAGCAAGAGUACCUCAGAGCUCUCCGGAAGAAGGCUCUUGAAAAAAAUCCAGAUGAAUUCUACUAUAAAAUGACUCGGGUUAAACUCCAGGAUGGAGUUCACGUUAUUAAGGAGACUAAGGAAGAAGUAACUCCAGAACAGCUGAAACUGAUGAAAACCCAGGAUGUCAAAUACAUAGAAAUGAAAAGGGUUGCAGAAGCUAAGAAAAUUGAAAGACUGAAAUCAGAGCUCCAUCUGCUGGAUUUCCAGGGGAAGCAACAGAAUAAGCAUGUGUUUUUUUUUGACACCAAAAAGGAAGUUGAACAGUUUGAUAUUGCCACUCACCUGCGAACAGCCCCGGAACUUGUUGACAGAGUCUUUAAUAGACCCACAAUAGAGACCUUGCAGAAGGAGAAAGUGAAGGGGGUUACCCAGCAGACUCGACUUAAGCGGAUAGCUAAAGAAAGGCAAAAGCAGUAUAACUGCCUGACGCAGCGGAUUGAACGCGAGAAGAAAUUGUUUGUUAUUGCACAGAAAAUUCAAACACGCAAAGAUCUUCUGGACAAAACUCAGAAGGUGAAGGUGAAGAAAGAAACAGUGAACUCCCCAGCUAUUUACAAAUUUCAGAGUCGUCGAAAACGUUGAAGUGGUACAGAUGAGCUUUGUCAUUCCAUACAGAAGAGAAUUCCUUUUUUUUUCCCUGAGUAACUUCAGAUUCCAUUAGCCUGAAUGACAUGAUUUUUCCUGUUUGUAAUUUUAUUAUAGAUCUGACAUGUGAUAUUUUUCUGUGGACACCAUUAAAGCCCCUUCCCAUGUCUUAUUGUUUUGAGGGUUGUGAAAUCAGCCUUAGUUUUAUAUUCUUACAUAUUUUUUUCCUUAUGAAAGUUAUAUAAUCUUAUUACUGCAAAUUUGGAAAAUAAAUGAAUUCUUCCCUAAUCCCAGUACUAAUUGAGGAACAAUAAAUAGUUAUUAGUGCUAGCAGCUAGGGCAAUGAAAGUGAACAAAACUGUGAGCAUUCUGGUUUAUUUCCUCCAUUCUUUUUUUUUUUUUUUUUUUUAAGUUUACUUAUUUAUUUUGAGAGAGCAUGAGGGGCAGGAGAGGGGGAGAGAGAGAAUCCCAAGCAGGCUCUGUGCUGACAGCAAACUGAGAUGAGCUGAGAUCAAGAGUUGGAUGCUCAACUGGCUGAGCCACCUAGGUGCCCCUAUUUCCUCCAUUCUAUAAAGGUGUGUACUGGUUUUUAAUUACGUUUUUGUGUUUUGUAGUUGUAAUUACAGUAAACAAUUUUACAUCUUUUUUCACUUCAAUUCUUCCAUUUUGUUACAUCACUUAAUUUUUUAUUUUUUAAAGUUUACUUUGAGAGAGAGCGUGUGCAUACAUGCAAACGGGGGGGAGGGGUGGAGAGAGAGAGGAAGAGAGAGAGAAUCCCAAGUUUGAGCCGGGGGAUCAUGAGCUGAGCUGAAAUCAAGAGCUGGAUCCUCAGGGCACCUGGGUGGCUGACUUGGUUAAGCAUCUGACUUCGGCUCAGGUCAUGAUCCAUGGGUUUGAGCCCUGCAUCGGGCUCUGUGCUGACAGCUCGGAGCCUGGAGCCUGCUUCUGAUUCUGUGUCUCCCUCUUUCUGACCCUCCCCUGCUCAUACUCUGUCUCUUUCUGUCUCUCAAAAAUGAAUAAACUUUAAAAAAAAAAAUUAAAAGUCGGAUGCUCAACCAACUGAGCCAUCCAGGUGCCACACAUCAUUAAUUUUUUAAAAGUAGUAUAUGCUCAUAGUAGAAAUUAAAAUAAAUAUUUUUAAUGCUUGCA